Molecule: messenger RNA, 669 nt
Organism: Pieris macdunnoughi
Lineage: Eukaryota; Metazoa; Arthropoda; Insecta; Lepidoptera; Pieridae
Source: the annotation of a GenBank genome assembly
AUGAGUUUGCAGUGGACGAUUAUUGCUACUUUCCUAUACGUUGAAAUAGCGGUUGUGCUUCUUCUAUCUUUGCCUGUCGCAAGUCCUUCGAGAUGGCACAAAUUAUUCAAAUCGAAGUUUCUGGCGUUUAUUUAUAGACAAGCCUCGAUUUACUUUUUGGUGCUGAUCGGUGUGUUGGUGCUAUGCCUGUUAGAUGCUAUACGUGAGAUGCAAAAGUAUUCUAACAUCGAAUCAACUGAGCACCAACAUCUUGACGCAGAAAUGCAAGGUAGCAUGAGGCUUUUCCGUGCUCAAAGAAACUUUUACAUCUCAGGAUUCGCUCUGUUCCUUCUUAUCGUUAUUCGGAGAUUGGUUCAGAUGAUUUCUGAACUGGCAUCUUUGUACGCACAGUCCGAGGCGAACUUACGACAAGCUAAAAGUGCAAGCGCCACCGCCAGAACUCUUCUUUCGCAGCAAGGAGAAGGAGAUGAGAAAAACAAAAAAGAAGUAGAAGACAUCAGAAGUCAAAUUACACUUCUAGAAAAGGAGCUAUCAAAAGAAAAAAAGGAUAAAGAAGCAAUGAAAUCGCAAGCCGAAACAUUGAAUAAAGAAUAUGAUAGGUUAUCUGAGGAAUAUAGUAAAUUACAAAAGAAGCUCACAGUAGCAGGUGGAGAUAAGAAAGAUGAAUAA